Messenger RNA from Mandrillus leucophaeus (drill), 726 nucleotides. Its product is annotated as 5'-3' exoribonuclease 1-like. The annotation marks the transcript as partial. NCBI's taxonomy places the organism in Eukaryota, Metazoa, Chordata, Mammalia, Primates, Cercopithecidae. The transcript has 5 exons. Gene Ontology annotation, molecular function: RNA binding; 5'-3' RNA exonuclease activity. The record is from RefSeq and is a predicted model, not a curated record. Gene Ontology annotation, cellular component: nucleus. Gene Ontology annotation, biological process: rRNA catabolic process; nuclear-transcribed mRNA catabolic process.
UGCUUAUUAACCUAAUUCAUAAAGAUGCCAGUUGUUUAAAACUCAGUUUUGUUUUAUAGGUAUUAUCCUUAUCAUUAUGCACCUUUCCUAUCUGAUAUACGCAACAUCAGUACACUGAGAAUCCAUUUUGAACUAGGAAAACCUUUUAAGCCGUUUGAACAGCUUCUUGCUGUACUUCCAGCAGCCAGCAAAAAUUUACUUCCUACAUGCUACCAGCAUUUGAUGACCAGUGAAGACUCACCAAUUAUAGAAUAUUACCCACCUGAUUUUAAAACUGACCUAAAUGGGAAACAACAGGAAUGGGAAGCUGUGGUGUUAAUCCCUUUUAUUGAUGAGAAGCGAUUAUUGGAAGCCAUGGAGACAUGUAACCACUCCCUCAAAAAAGAAGAGAGGAAAAGAAACCAACAUAGUGAGUGCCUAAUGUGCUGGUAUGAUAGAGACACAGAGUUUAUCUAUCCUUCUCCAUGGCCGGAAAAGUUCCCUGCCAUAGAACGGUGUUGUACAAGGUAUAAAAUAAUAUCGUUAGAUGCUUGGCGUGUAGACAUAAACAAAAACAAAAUAACCAGAGUUGACCAGAAGGCAUUAUAUUUCUGUGGAUUUCCUACUCUGAAACACAUCAAACACAAAUUUUUUUUGAAGAAAAGUGGCGUUCAAGUAUUCCAGCAAAGCAGUCGUGGAGAAAACAUGAUGUUGGAAAUCUUAGUGGAUGCAGAAUCAGAUGAACUU